AUGCGCAUCUCCACUAUCUUCGCCGUGGCUUCGGCGCCCCAUAUGGCGCUCGGCGCUCCGGGUUGCGCCAAACCGGCGGAAACCUCCCAGUUCUGCACGCGAAUCACGCCAGCGCCCCCGCGGGAGGUGACCGAGGCGAGGUUCAACGAGUUCGCCUACCUGUUCCUGGUCAAGAAGGAUAUCUAUGCGGCGUUCCACUAUAUCCUUCCCGAAUACAUCAACCAUAACCCGGCGGUCGAGAAUGGUGCUCAGAACGCGCUUGACUUCCUCGGCCCGAUCUGGGCAAACCAAUCCAUCACCGUCUUGCGCACGAAGUUCGAGGGCCCUAUGUCGUGGCUUAACUACCAGAGCGCGUUCGGUACGAUCGUCGAUCGAUUUCGCUGGGAGGAUGGCUGCAUUGCUGAACACUGGGACCAAGGGGAGCAGUUUCCGGACUCUUAG
Annulohypoxylon truncatum is the source of this 441-nucleotide messenger RNA. RefSeq lists its product as uncharacterized. The record is from RefSeq and is a predicted model, not a curated record. Lineage: Eukaryota; Fungi; Ascomycota; Sordariomycetes; Xylariales; Hypoxylaceae. The transcript has 3 exons. The coding region runs from base 1 to 441 and encodes 146 amino acids.